Gallus gallus (chicken) is the source of this 4048-nucleotide messenger RNA. It is a transcript of the gene SLC9A5, whose product is annotated as solute carrier family 9 member A5. The transcript is spliced from 16 exons. The record is from RefSeq and is a predicted model, not a curated record. Gene Ontology annotation, molecular function: sodium:proton antiporter activity. Gene Ontology annotation, biological process: regulation of pH; sodium ion transport; proton transmembrane transport. Gene Ontology annotation, cellular component: membrane. NCBI's taxonomy places the organism in Eukaryota, Metazoa, Chordata, Aves, Galliformes, Phasianidae. Bases 31 to 2676 code for a protein of 881 amino acids.
GGAGCUGCGGAGCGGCGGAGCUGCGGGGCCAUGCAUCCCCCGGGCAGCGGCCCCACGGCCUCCCCCGGCCCCGCCGCCGUCCCUCCGGCGGGAGCCGAGCUGCUGCGGUGGCAGUGGCAGGAGGUGCAGGUGCCGUGCCUGGUGGCCGCCUGGAUCCUGGUGGCCAGCCUGGCCAAGAUCGUGUUCCACCUGUCCAGAAAGGUGACAUCCGUUGUGCCGGAGAGCUGCCUCCUCAUCCUGCUGGGGCUGGGCCUGGGCGGCAUCGUGUUGGCCGUGGCCAAGAAACCCAAAUACCAGCUGGAGCCCAACAUGUUCUUCCUCUUCCUCCUGCCCCCCAUCGUCCUGGACUCGGGCUACUUCAUGCCCAGCCGCUUGUUCUUCGACAACAUUGGUGCCAUCCUCACCUAUGCAGUUGUGGGCACGCUCUGGAACUCCUUCACCACCGGCACUGCGCUCUGGGGGCUGCACCAGGCAGGGCUGAUGGAUCCAGGCGUGGAAGCUGGGCUGAUGGAUUUCCUGCUCUUCGGCAGCCUCAUCUCAGCUGUGGACCCUGUGGCAGUGUUGGCAGUUUUUGAAGAGGUCCAUGUAAAUGAGACCCUCUUCAUCAUUGUGUUUGGCGAGUCCCUCCUGAAUGAUGCUGUCACUGUGGUGCUGUACAAGGUCUUCAACUCUUUCGUGGAGCUGGGUCCAGCACACAUCCAUGCCACGGACUACGUGAAGGGGGUAGCCUCCUUCUUCCUGGUGAGUCUGGGGGGCACGGCCGUGGGGCUGCUCUUCGCCUUCCUUCUGGCCCUCAUCACACGGUUCACCAAACGUGUGCGCAUCAUCGAGCCGCUCUUUGUCUUUCUGCUGGCCUAUGUUGCCUACCUGGCUGCUGAGAUGGUCUCGCUCUCUGCCAUCCUGGCAGUCACCUUCUGCGGGAUCUGCUGCAAGAAGUAUGUGGAAGCCAACAUCUCCCAGAAAUCCCGCACCACAGUCAAGUACACCAUGAAGACAUUGGCCAGCAGCUCAGAGACCAUCAUCUUCAUGUUUCUGGGCAUGUCAGCUGUAGACACUUCCAAGUGGGCAUGGGACACCGCGCUGGUGCUGGGCACCCUGUUCUUUAUCCUGCUCUUCAGAGCUGUGGGUGUUGUCCUCCAGACCUAUGUCCUCAACCGCUUCCGCCUCAUCCCCCUGGACAGGAUUGACCAGGUGGUCAUGUCAUACGGUGGCCUCCGCGGAGCCGUUGCCUUCGCCCUGGUCAUCCUGCUGGAUGAGGCAAAGGUGAAAGCCAAGGACUACUUUGUGGCAACGACCAUCGUGGUGGUGUUCUUCACUGUCAUCGUGCAGGGCCUCACCAUCAAACCACUGGUGACGUGGCUGAAGGUGAAGCGCAGCGACCACCACAAACCCACGCUGAAUGAGGAGCUACAUGAGCAUGCCUUUGACCACAUCCUGGCGGCAGUGGAAGACAUCGUGGGACACCACGGCUACCACUACUGGCGGGACAAGUGGGAGCAGUUUGACAAAAAGUACCUGAGCCAGCUCCUGAUGAGGAAAUCUGCCUACAAGCUGCGGGACGAGAUCUGGGAUGUCUACUACAAGCUGAACAUCCGUGAUGCCAUCAGCUUUGUGGACCAGGGUGGCCACGUGCUGUCAGCUGCCAAGCUGGCACUGCCUUCCAUGCCCAGCCGCACGUCCAUGUCAGAGUCGUCAGUCACAAACCUGCUGAGGGAGAGCGGGAGCGGUGCGUGCCUGGACCUGCAGGUGAUCGACACAGUGCGGAGCCGGCGGGACAAGGAGGAUGCAGCCAUGCACCACGUGCUGCGCGGGAGCCUCUACAAGCCUCGGCGGCGGUACAAGGCCAGCUACAGCCGUCACUUCAUCUCUCCAGAUAAACAAGAGCGCCAAGAUAAAGAGAUCUUCCGGCAGAACAUGAAGAGGCGCCUGGAGACCUUCAAGUCCACCAAGCACAAUGUCUGCUCCUCCAAGAGCAAAGCCAGGCUGAAGGAAAAGGGCAGGAAGAAGAAAAACAUCUCUCUGCCCAGCGAUGCACCCAACGGGAGGACGCACAGAAACGUCCCCUGGCAGGAGGCGGCUCCCGUGCUGGUGACGGUCAGCUCUGAUGAGGAGGAGAGCGAUAGCUCAGAGACAGAGAGAGAGGAUGAUGAAGGGAUCGUGUUUGUCGCUCGUGCCACCGAUGAAGUCCUGCAGGGAAAGACAACCCCAGGCAGCCUGGACGUCUGCCCCAGCCCCUGCAUCAUCCCGCCAUCACCCACCUUGGCAGAGAAGGAGCUGCCAUGGAAAGGAGACCAGGCUGACCUGGCUGUUUACGUCUCCUCGGAGACCACCAAAAUCGUGCCGGUGGAUAUGCAGAAAGCAUGGAACCAAAGCAUCUCCUCCCUGGAGAGCAUCGCCUCGCCGCCAGGCAUCGAGACAGGAGCACAGCACAGGAGGUUCGCCCGCCCCAUGCUGGAGAAGCAGCCGCAGUCAGCGAGCCAGGCGACGCCGGAGCAGGUCUCACGUUUCCAGUUCCCCAGCCAUAUAUCCAAGAGCAGCAGGUCGAAGAGCGACAGCAGCCCCGAGGGCGCGGAGCAGCAGGAGCUGCAGCCCCUGAUGGGCACAGAGGAGCAGGGCAGGGGGCUGCCCCCCGCCGAGCACCGACGGCUUGCAUUCAGCAGAGCCAGCCACAUCUGAAACGCAGGGCAUGCGGGGCAGACUGCCACCCACCAGCUGCUCCGCUGUCGUGCUUCGUGAAGCUUCUGCGUGUCUCCUCCAGCUCCAGGAGCAGCCGGAGAGCUCUGGGGCUUUGCUCAUGCUGAUGCAAGGCUGGUAGAUAGAUGGGCGCGAUGCUGUGAGAGCAGACACCAGUCCCAUCCACCCAGGGGGCACAGACCCCAAAUCUGGCUCUCUUGUUCUCUGGUCUUUGUCUCCUGUAUUGCAGCACUGGGAGGCCAGAGCUGUUCCUCCCAGACAUGGUCUUGAUGCCACUGUGGCUGUGCCAGCGUGAGCUUUGGGGUUCUGGCUGACCCUCCAGCCUCUGCAGGAGGCUGCUGCACAACAGCCCAUCCCCACCCGGCCUUUGGCUUCCAGGAACCGGGUUGCUCAGAGCACGCAUGGACCUCAGCUGGGAGAGCAGAGAUUGGCCCCUUUCCACUGCAGCUCUGUCCCCUGGGUUCUGGAGGCACUGCAGAAGCAAAGCCAUGAUCUUCUCAGGACUGAGGUUUGGCUCCACCGGGAGCCAGGCUGCAUACGCACAGGGACUCUUCUGGCACUCGUUUGGCUGUGCCAGCCCCACUCUGCUCAUCCAGGUGUGCUCCCCAUGGCUGCAGCAUUCUGUUUUCUGGCUUUGCUAGGAGACGGCAGCCCUGCAUGGCACCCUUCAUCCUGCCUGCAUCCCAGUCCCUCUAGUUGCCUGGGGCUCGUCAGCUGGGAGGGCACCAAGGAGAGCAGCAGAGCUGAAUGUAAAGCGGGAGCAGGAGAGAUGGGUAAGAGCGGAUGGGUGAGAGCUGAGUGCAUCUGCAAAGCUCUGCCCCCCAGCCACCCCAGAGCCCACCCAAGAGGGAUCCCAAGAUCUUGUUCCCCAAGAUCUGCUCAGAGCUCAGCACAGCUGGGCACAGGAGACCCCUGGAGUGGGGAUGCUCCAAUCUGGGCUGCUAACAUCCAACAGCAAGCAUAGGGCUGCCCAUUGCAGCUGCCUGGGGUGCUGGGUCUGCAGGUGUCAGGGGAUAUUUCAGUGCACUGGGUGAAUGAGCCCUGUGUGGGGCAGGCAAGGCGGUGGCACCUGGUGCUGCUAGCAAGGCCGUUCUGCUCUGUACCUGCCCUGCCGACUGGAGCAUGUGGUUUUUAAAAGGUUUUUAUAUAGUUUUGCAUUUCUUGUAUGCCUUAUUCCAGUUUUGAUUUCUGAUAUUGGGCCAUACUAAAUCUCUAGCUGGGUCAGUGUUUUCUGUAGCCAUGGGCACCACAAACAACUCCAGACUUAGUAUCUUAUUUGCAAGAAUAUUGUUUUAAUGUGAAACCAUAUGCAGAGUAUUUUGUAAUGUUCAAUAAAUCAGAGUUGGAGCAGGUG